CCAUAUGUUGGUUCGAAUGUUGGAAGUGUGCUGUGACUGCGCCGUGUGACAGGUUUUUAGUUAGUACGUAAAGUCGCGGUGGUGGUGGUGUCGAGCAGGUUUGCUGCGUCGUCAUCCAAAAAGCGUACUCUAUACGUGGUAUGGGUCAAUAUUAUCGGCUAUAGCAGCAGCAGCAGAAGACGAGUAAUUCAGUGCGUGUUUUGAAAUAGGAGGAAGUGUGUGCGUGUGUUAAGUAGUGUCUGGUGUCUAGUGACAUAGGAACCGGAUCGACAAGGUUAUAAAACAACAGGAGAAAAAGAAGAAAAAGCAAUGGGCUCGCUAUUCCGGAGCGCGGAGAUGACCCUCUGCCAGCUCUUCCUGCAGAGCGAGGCCGCUUACGCCUGCGUCUCUGAGCUAGGAGAGCUGGGCCUCGUUCAGUUCAGGGAUUUGAAUCCCGAUGUGAACGCUUUCCAAAGGAAGUUCGUGAACGAGGUGCGAAGAUGCGACGAGAUGGAGCGCAAGCUGCGCUACUUGGAGAAGGAGAUCAAGAAGGACGGCAUCCCGAUGCUCGACACCGGCGAGAAUCCGGAAGCACCGCAGCCGAGGGAGAUGAUCGAUCUCGAGGCGACCUUCGAGAAGCUCGAGAACGAGCUGCGCGAGGUCAAUCAGAACGCCGAGGCCCUCAAGCGCAACUUCCUGGAGCUCACCGAACUGAAGCAGAUCCUGAGGAAGACUCAGGUCUUCUUCGACGAGCACGAAGGGGGCGUUAACCCCACUGAGUCUAUGACCAGAGCCCUAAUAAGUGAAGACUCUAUAGCUCGGCAAGGAGCGCUGGGCCCCGUGCAAUUGGGUUUUCCGGAAAAAUCUAUUGAUCCUGAAGAAUUCUUUCCAUGCUUCGUCGCCGGCGUCAUCUUGCGCGAGAGGAUCCCCGCCUUCGAGAGGAUGCUGUGGAGGGCGUGCCGAGGAAACGUGUUUUUGAGGCAGGCCGAGAUCGAGACGCCCCUUGAAGAUCCGUCGACGAGUGAUCAGGUGUUCAAGUCGGUGUUCAUCAUCUUCUUCCAAGGUGAUCAGUUGAAGACGCGCGUGAAGAAGAUCUGCGAGGGAUUCAGGGCCACCUUGUAUCCCUGUCCGGAGGCUCCAGCCGAUAGGCGCGAAAUGGCGAUGGGCGUGAUGACUCGCAUCGAAGAUCUGAAUACCGUGCUGGGACAGACGCAGGAUCAUCGCCAUCGCGUGCUCGUUGCGGCGGCGAAGAAUAUCAAGAAUUGGUUCGUGAAGGUGCGCAAGAUCAAGGCGAUCUAUCACACCCUGAACCUGUUCAAUCUGGACGUGACGCAAAAGUGCCUGAUCGCCGAAUGCUGGGUGCCUGUACUCGAUCUGGAGACGAUACAGCUCGCCCUGAGACGAGGCACCGAGAGGAGUGGCAGUUCGGUGCCGCCCAUCCUCAACAGGAUGGAGACGUGCGAAGAACCGCCCACCUACAACCACACCAACAAGUUCACGUCCGCCUUCCAGGCGCUCAUCGAUUCGUACGGCGUCGCCUCCUACCGCGAAAUGAAUCCGGCACCGUACACCAUCAUAACGUUCCCCUUCCUCUUCGCCGUGAUGUUCGGUGACAUGGGUCAUGGUCUAAUCAUGGCCCUCUUCGGCGGUUGGAUGGUGCUGAAGGAGAAACAGCUCGCCUCGAAGAAAUCCGACAGCGAGAUAUGGACAAUCUUUUUCGGCGGUCGCUACAUCAUCUUCCUCAUGGGUCUGUUCUCCGUUUACACUGGCCUCAUCUACAACGACAUCUUCUCCAAGUCCGUCAACAUAUUCGGCUCCAAGUGGAUGGUAAACAAGAACUGGACGUUCGAGAAUGUGCGCAACGAAGAAUCGUGGAUGCUCGAUCCGGCGAAAACGUACGAGUUCGAGCAGGUCCCUUAUCCGAUCGGUCUGGAUCCGGUCUGGCAGAUGGCCAAGAACAAGAUCAUCUUCCAGAACGCCUACAAGAUGAAGAUCUCCAUCAUCCUGGGCGUUUUUCACAUGCUCUUCGGCGUCAGCAUGAGCCUCUGGAACAACCUCUACUUCAAGAACAAGCUGGACAUCAUCUGCCAGUUCGUACCGCAGGUGAUCUUCCUAUGUUUCCUCUUCCUCUACAUGGUUUUACUGAUGUUCAUCAAGUGGGUCUCGUACGCGGCCACCAACGAUCCGGGUUUGUUGAAGAGCAGCCCUUACUGCGCGCCCUCCAUUCUCAUCACGUUCAUCAAUAUGGUGCUGUUCAAGCCGAGCAAAGUGCCGCUUGGUUGCGACGAUGAGAUGUUCGCCGGGCAGAUGGUCAUUCAGAAACUGCUCGUCGUCUGCGCGCUGAUCUGCGUGCCGUGGAUGCUGCUCGCAAAACCGAUCAUCAUCAUGAGGAAUCAGAAGAAGCUGAGCUACUCCUUGUCUCAUCAGCAGAUGCAGUCGGCAGCCACCGAGAAUGGGGACGCCUCCGUCGGUGCCACCGAUCAGCAACCGAUGCAGAACGCCACACAGGUGUCGGCGGGCCACGGAGGCGAAGACGAGAUGACUGAGAUGUUCAUCCAUCAGGGCAUCCAUACCAUAGAGUACGUCCUCGGCUCAGUCUCGCACACCGCAUCUUAUCUCCGUCUCUGGGCCCUCUCGUUGGCUCACGCACAGCUCUCGGACGUCCUGUGGAACAUGGUUCUCAGCAAGGGUCUCAUCGUCGAAGACUGGAGGGGCGGAGUCGCCCUCUACGUCAUCUUCACUUUCUGGGCCUGCCUCACCGUCUCCAUCCUCGUACUUAUGGAAGGACUCUCAGCCUUUUUGCACACCCUUCGUCUGCAUUGGGUCGAGUUCCAGAGCAAGUUUUACGCAGGUCUGGGUCACGCCUUCCAGCCGUUCUCCUUCGAGGUGAUUCUCGACACAGCCUCAGCCCCAGUCGAAGAGUAAAAACGCGUCAAUCUGCGCUGUGUGAUCGAGCAACAUCGAGGAGCAUAUACACAUCUCUAGGAAAAUUUUCAAUCGUUAAUCAAUCAAUACUGCAGCCCUUGCCAACCGAAUCGAUGUUGAUGUUAUAUAACCAAUCUUAAUAAUUAAUUCAAUUCUCUUUUUCCCCGUUUUUGUUUUCGAAUCGCUGACCGCAUUCGAGCCAUCAUUUAAUUUAUAUUAAACAAAUUGAAACAAUUAUAUAUAUAAUUAAUAAGUACAUUUAUAUAAUUUAAAUAAAAGAAAAACACACACAAAAACAUACACAAUGUUGUAUGUGUUACAUUCUCAGUUUUUGUUGUAAUUUAUUUAUUUUUUUUUCAAUCUGAUGUUAUGAAUCUUGUUAUCGUUACUAUUACUAUAUCGUAGUCAUCUGCGUAGGCUUAUUCGAUGUGUUUCAAUCAAUCAAUGUACUUAAGCGAGUUGUAACUGUUUCGCUGUGUGCAAUGUAAUUGAGAAAAUAAUAUUAAUAAUAAUAAUACCUGUGUCUUCUUCAAAUAAUAAUAAUGUGUAUUCAAGAGCAGGAUGCAGUGCGCGUUGCUUUAGGAUCAAUAAAAGGAAUCUUAGCGACUUGCCUUGA
Messenger RNA from Nicrophorus vespilloides, 3520 nucleotides. RefSeq names its product V-type proton ATPase 116 kDa subunit a (gene Vha100-1). Bases 310 to 2904 code for a protein of 864 amino acids. Gene Ontology annotation, molecular function: ATPase binding; proton-transporting ATPase activity, rotational mechanism. Gene Ontology annotation, cellular component: plasma membrane; vacuolar proton-transporting V-type ATPase complex; vacuolar proton-transporting V-type ATPase, V0 domain. The record is from RefSeq and is a predicted model, not a curated record. Lineage: Eukaryota; Metazoa; Arthropoda; Insecta; Coleoptera; Silphidae. Gene Ontology annotation, biological process: proton transmembrane transport; vacuolar acidification. The transcript has 12 exons.